AUGGCUCAAACAAAUAGUACUACAAGCGUUGUGAAUUCUACCGAUAGUAACAAUCGUUCUACGAAACCAGCUGAUACACUUCGUCCUCAUUAUUAUACAACAUUUCAAAAUUAUUGUUGUGGUCCGAAAUCAAAAUCACUAACACCAACACAACCUAAAGAUGUUUUACCUAUUCCACAAAAAUUUAAAGACGCAGCUACGGAAUUGUUGGAGUAUAUCAAUCACGCUCUUAUUGAACAACUUACUGAAGUUGCAAAAUAUACAAGUGUUAUACCAUAUAAAUUCCUUGAAAAAAAUAAUUUUGAUAUUCAACGAUAUUUAAUUGAUCGUAUAAUGUUCAGAACGAUGAAUGAUGCUAAUGUUAUCAAUUGGAUUUCUUCAUUCAAAAGGCUCUAUCCAAUACGAACAUCAGGUAAUGGUAAUUGUCUUCUACAUGCUGUACUUAUUGCUAUGGUUGGCAUACAUGAUUUUGAUCUUUAUUUACGUGAUCGACUUGUACAAUUUAUGGAUGAAAAUAAAGAAAUAUUGAAAAAUCAUUGGAGAAAAGAACGACUUAAAUCAGAUAAAAAUUAUGGUAUAAGAUCAGAAGAUUCGAAGCUCGAUGAAGAAUGGAAUGAAUUGUGUGAUCUUGUUCGUUAUGAAAAUUCUGAAGAUGGACAAAUAGCAAGUCAUUUAGAGUUUCUUGAAGCUGUACAUAUAUUUUCUAUUUCAAAUAUGCUUCGUCGACCAAUUAUUGUUUUAUCUGAAGAUGUCAUUCGAAAUAAAAAUGGUGAAGCUAUUUCGGUUAAUGAUCUCUUUGGAAUUUAUUUACCUAUUCUUUCAACACCAAAUGAAUGUAUUACUGAACCUAUUGUAUUAGCUUACGAUCGAUCUCAUUUUUGUGCGCUACAAACCAGUGAUCGUAGUGUAGAAGGAGCAUUGGAUAAUCGUCUUCCACUUUAUCUAUCAAUUGACCAUGCAUAUGAAAAUGUUUCAUUACCUAUUCGAUUCUUAGGUGAUGAUGAAAACAUUGAACAUUCGAAUAAUUUACUUCGUGAUUAUUUACGAGUCCAAAAAUUAGAGUAUCGCUUUGAUGACAUUUCUUCACCAUUGUCUAUUUUAUAUGCGGAAUUGGGUACUAAACAUUUGCGAUUGAACAACAAUUUUUUCUGUGUAUAUCAGGAAUAUGUGAACGAUUUCUUUGAAGUACAAAAGCCAAAAGCAAUAGCAGAAGAACGAGAACGUGAGAGACAGCGUGACCUAGAUAAUUAUGUUAAUCGUCAUGUCUUUUAUGAUACUAAAGGUCGAUCAAUAAUUAAACAAGAAAUACCUUCAUCUUCAUCAUUUACACCGAUGUCGGCACGAUCGAAUACUACUCUGAAUGAUAGUCAAUCGCGCAAUCAAAAUAAUAAUAAUCAUGAUCAACAAUACUCAUACGAUGGCACUUACACUAAUGAUCCAUAUAUACCAUCAAAUAGCGUUGUUCAUAUUAACAAUUUUUCAAAUCAACCUCAGCAAUCACCAAGAACAUUCGAGCAUGCAAAAGUAGCACAAACAGAUCGAGAUACCAAUUAUACUGAUAUUGAACAAUUCAAACAAUCAUAUCCAAAAAAUAAUUUGAAUAAUAUUAGCAAUUUGAGCAAUUAUGAUAAACAGCUCAACACUGUUAGUGUUAAGCUAGGAGAGGACAGAUACAAAUUUAACCGAGAACAACAACAACAACAACAAAGUGUUAUUGAUAUUCCUGUUCAACAUGCAACAUCUCGUGUAUCAUCAAACGAUCCAACUUUAUUCAUUUAUGAAGAAAGGCGAGAUCCACUUCACAUAUGUAUUCUUUGUAGUCGUUCUUUUAACAACUUCAAAUCUACGCGUCUUUGUCCUAACUGCGAUUCUAAAUUGCAACUUUCUACUUCGCAUUAUGAUGAUCUUGUUCAUCAACCAUAUAUUCGAUCGCGAUCAACGAAUACACAUUUAACAGGAGAUAAUAAUCGUUAUGUUUCUGUUUCAUCACCAGUACCGAAGCCAAAAGCUCGCCGUAUAGUUAACUGUCCGUAUUGUAGAUCUUCAAAUUUGAAUUAUGCAUCGAGUGAUUCGACAUUUUCCUGCUCUGUGUGCAGAACUCUCAUACCCUCUUCAUAUUUAUAUUAUUAA
Messenger RNA from Rotaria sp. Silwood2, 2130 nucleotides. The record is from the annotation of a GenBank genome assembly. Lineage: Eukaryota; Metazoa; Rotifera; Eurotatoria; Philodinida; Philodinidae.